AUGUCCAACAGCAGCUCCAUCACUGAGUUCCUCCUCCUGCCAUUCUCAGACACACGGGAGCUGCAGCUCCUGCACUUUGUGCUCUUCCUGGGCAUCUACCUGGCUGCCCUCCUGAGCAACGGCCUCAUUGUCACAGCCAUAGCCUGUGACCACCACCUCCACACCCCCAUGUACUUCUUCCUCCUCAACCUCGCCCUCCUCGACCUGGGCUGCAUCUCCACCACUGUCCCCAAAGCCAUGGCCAAUUCCCUCUGGGACACCAGGGGCAUUUCCUACUUGGGAUGUGCCACACAGGUCUUUUCAUUUGUCUUCUUGUUUUCAGCAGAGUUUUUUCUUCUCACCAUCAUGUCCUAUGACCGCUACAUUGCCAUCUGCAAGCCCUUGCACUACGGGAGCCUCCUGGGCAGCAGAGCUUGUGCCCAGAUGGCAGCAGCUGCCUGGGGUAGUGGGGUUCUCUAUGCUCUUCUGCACACUGCCAAUACAUUUUCCCUGCCCCUCUGCCAAGGCAAUGCUGUGGACCAGUUCUUCUGUGAAAUCCCCCAGAUCCUCAAGCUCUCCUGCUCACAGUCCCACCUCAGGGAAGUUUGGGUACUAGUGACUGGUGUCUCUUUAGCAUCUGGCUGUUUUGUUUUCAUUUUUUUCUCCUAUGUGCAGAUCUUCAGGACUGUUCUGAGGAUGCCCUCUGAGCAGGGACGGCACAAGGCCUUUUCCACGUGCCUCCCUCACCUGUCCGUGGUCUCCCUCUUUAUCAGCACUGUCUUUUUUGCCUACCUUAAACCCCCCUCCAUUUCUUGCCCAUCCCUGGAUCUGGUGGUUACAGUUAUGUACUCGGUGGUUCCUUCAACAUUUAACCCCCUCAUCUACAGCAUGAGGAACCAGGAGAUUAAUGGUGCUGUUAGGAAAGCGAUUUCAUGGAUGUUUCUGAAUACUGAUAAAUUUCUCCUCUUUCUACACAAAUGA
Messenger RNA from Oxyura jamaicensis (ruddy duck), 960 nucleotides. Its product is annotated as olfactory receptor 14C36-like. The record is from RefSeq and is a predicted model, not a curated record. The transcript has a single exon. Gene Ontology annotation, biological process: G protein-coupled receptor signaling pathway. The coding region runs from base 1 to 960 and encodes 319 amino acids. Lineage: Eukaryota; Metazoa; Chordata; Aves; Anseriformes; Anatidae. Gene Ontology annotation, molecular function: G protein-coupled receptor activity; olfactory receptor activity. Gene Ontology annotation, cellular component: membrane.